CAGUCACACUCAGCGCAGCUCCUCUUGCCCAGUGAUGCUGCGUGGCGCUGCGCGGCGCAGUCUCAUCAGGACCGAGACGUUCCGUUUUCAUCCCGCGGAAAACGCGCAUUCAUGAUGGGGAAUUAACGGUGAGAGGAUCGAAAAAGGGAGGGACGAGAAGUCCCGUCCGUGAAGGAAGCAAAAGGAGGAGGAGGACUCCAGGAAGCGGUACCGUUGGUACGGGGACGCGGUGGAUGGUCAGUCUGAUGUGGACUCGAGGCGCUUUCCCAGAUAAAACCGUGGAAUUAAAGAACCGGUCCGUUUGUGUUCCGGCCCGUCUAUGAUGCAGUGAGGCGGCUUUACGGUGACAAUGAAGUCCGUGUUUUUCAGCCGCUUCUUCAUCCUCCUCCCCUGGGUCCUGAUAGUCAUCAUCAUGAUCGACAUCGACAGUAAGAGGCCGAUGCGGACUCCUGCAGCCUGGCGGAGCGGUAGGGUGCAGCGGUCCGCCCGGAGCAGCUCCCCGGGGGGGUCAGCUGCUGCUCGGAACCAAUCAGCGCUGCCGAUCAUCUACGCCAUCACUCCGACCUACACUCGGCUGGUGCAGAAGGCCGAGCUGACCCGGCUGGCCCACGCAUUCCGCCAGGUGCCCCGCUUCCACUGGAUCGUGGUAGAGGAUUCUACAACGCGCACGGAGCUGGUCGCGCGCUUCCUGGCCCGGAGCGGAGUACCGUACACUCACCUGCACGUGUUCACCCCCCGCAGGUUUAAACGCACCGGAAUGCCACGCGCCACCGAGCAGCGGAACGCAGCUCUCACGUGGCUCCGGCAGCACCGCAGCAGGCGGGACGCCGGCGUGGUGUUCUUUGCUGAUGACGACAACACCUACAGCCUGGAGCUGUUCGAGGAGAUGCGCAGCACCCAUGGAGUUUCUGUUUGGCCUGUGGGAUUUGUGGGUGGCCGAGCAUAUGAGCGCCCUCUUGUGUCUGGGGGUAAAGUGGUGGGCUGGUACACUGGCUGGAGACCAGACAGGCCAUUCGCCACAGACAUGGCAGGCUUUGCUGUGAAUCUCCAGGUGAUCCUGGUGAAUCCGCGGGCCCAGUUCAAGAGACGCGGCUCCCAGCCAGGCAUGCAGGAAUCUGACUUUCUCAAACAGAUCACCAAGGUGUCUGAGCUGGAGCCCAAAGCCAACAACUGCACACAGGUGCUGGUUUGGCACACGCGCACCGAGAAACCACACCUAGCCAACGAGCCCAAACAUCGGAAGGACACGCUGAUCGUGGAGGUGUGACUGAACUGAGCUGGAGGUGACCAGAACCAUCCUCAUCCUUCACCAUGGACGCAGACUCCAAGUUGCUGCAUGAUUCUCUAAUCCGGACUCUCCAUUUUAAAUACUGGACCAAUUGGAACCAUUAGUUCUUUUGCACCCACAGCUUGCUGGUCUAGAAAUGUAAAAUCUCAUGCUGCUGAAAUGAAAAGUGCCAUACCAGUCAUUUUGAAUCAUUCUUGUGUUUUUUUUAAACGUGGUAGUGAAACCGGCUGUAGCAUAAAGACGACCUGUUACGCAGGUUACUGCUUACUGUU
Nothobranchius furzeri (turquoise killifish) is the source of this 1560-nucleotide messenger RNA. It is a transcript of the gene b3gat2, whose product is annotated as beta-1,3-glucuronyltransferase 2 (glucuronosyltransferase S). Gene Ontology annotation, molecular function: galactosylgalactosylxylosylprotein 3-beta-glucuronosyltransferase activity. Gene Ontology annotation, biological process: carbohydrate metabolic process; chondroitin sulfate proteoglycan biosynthetic process. Gene Ontology annotation, cellular component: Golgi membrane. NCBI's taxonomy places the organism in Eukaryota, Metazoa, Chordata, Actinopteri, Cyprinodontiformes, Nothobranchiidae. The record is from RefSeq and is a predicted model, not a curated record.